Molecule: messenger RNA, 2108 nt
Organism: Raphanus sativus (radish)
Lineage: Eukaryota; Viridiplantae; Streptophyta; Magnoliopsida; Brassicales; Brassicaceae
Product: protein IQ-DOMAIN 4
Exons: 6
Coding region: 73-1827 (584 amino acids)
Molecular function (GO): protein binding
Source: RefSeq, a predicted model, not a curated record
CAAACGUUACAAAAGUCAAUUGGGUUCCCACGAAACGGUGGGUCCAUCGUGACCAGGAGAAUCAAAAAGAAGAUGGGAAAAAGCUGGUUGACAUGUGUCUCGGUCUCGUGUUUAUCAUCAGGAAAAGACAAAAAACAUCAAAAACAAGAGAAAGAGAAGAAGAAAUGGUCUGGGAAACAAAAUAGUAGAGAAUCCAUUGAAUUCUCUGAGGAGAGGACUUCUUCGAUUGAUCCUUCAUCUUCAUCUGUAACUCGGCCGUCUCCUUAUCCUCCUCCCUUGCCGGAUUUCGCUCCUCAGGCGUUGUUGCCACCACCGUCCCCACCUCCUCAGGCGUUGUUGCCACCACCGUCCCCACCUCCUCCUCCUCUGCAUCCUUUUCCGGUAUCUGCCAGCAAUGAAGGAGGAUAUGGUGGUUCCAACGAAGCAAAGACUAGACAAGCUCUGGCUCUUGCAUCGGCUGUUGCAGCCGAAGCAGCUGUGGUGGCUGCGCAUGCUGCCGCGGAGGUUGUACGUCUCACGAAUACGACAUCCACACAUCAAGUCAGGGAAACAAAGGAGGAGGCUGCCGCAAUCAAGAUCCAAAAUGCGUACAGAUGUUACAAGGCGAGUCGAACUCUACGCAUGCUGCGAGGAAUGGCGAGACUCAAGACACUUCUGCAAGGAAAAUACGUCAAAAGACAGAUGAACGCGAUGCUUAGCUCAAUGCAGACACUUACACGUUUACAGGCACAGAUUCAAGAGAGGAGGAAUCGGUUAUUUGAAGAGAACAAAGCUCGUCAGAGGCUGAUUCAGCAGAAGGGUCACCAAAAAGAACAACACAAAGAUCAGAGUUUGAUUAUCGCUGGAGAUUUUGAUUCCACCAAUAAAUCAAAGGAACAAAUCAAAGCAAAGUUUGUUAAUCAAAAAGAAGCUUCUGUAAGACGUGAAAGGGCCUUGGCGUAUGCUUAUAGUCAUCAGCAAACGUGGAGAAGCUCUUCAAAACUUCCACACCAGACUCUGAUGGACGCAAACACUCCGCAUUGGGGUUGGAGUUGGCUUGAGCGGUGGAUGGCUUCUCGUCCGUGGGAUCCUCAAUCCAACGACGGUCAAGCCUCCUUCAAAAACUCUCUCAAACCCGAAACCUCCAUCAAGACUUCUCCAGCGAGAUCUAAACCACUAAAUUUAGCUAGCCAAAAAGCUAUCCAGUUGCCAACAAACAAUGAUUCCAAGGGCAUGAAGAGAGAAGGAACUAACCACAUGCACAGGCACAGCAUCGGUGGUGGGUCAUCUACAAAUGUCAAAGAUGAUGAGAGCGUUGGUAGCUCUUUGUCACGCAGAAGUUCCUUUGGUAAUGCCGAAUCCAAGGCUAGUGGAGAAACAACAAGCAACUUGAGUAACAACCCACAACCGUUGAAGAAAUCCAAGGCUAGUGGAGAAACAACAAAAAACAUGGUUAAUGCGCAAGCUAUGAAAUCAAAAGCUAGUGCGGGAACAACGUCUAACUUGGCUAGCACGCAAGCUGUGAAAUCAAAAGCUAUUGCGGGAACAACGUCUAGCUUAGCUGGCACGCAAGCUGUGAAAUCAAAAGCUAGUGCGGGAACAACGUCUAACUUGGCUAGCACGCAAGCUUUGAAAUCCAAGGUUAAUGUCGGAUCAACUAGCAACUUGGGCUUGCAAAAGAAGAAGGUUGACGCUGAUAAAAGUAAACCUCCGCAAAUGGUACUGCCAAAGAAGAGGCUCUCGUCUUCUACUUCUCUUGGGUCAGGGACGAAGGUGUCCGAUUCAGACAAAGCAACAACAGGCGCUGCAAAUGGAGAGAAAAAGAAAAGAAACGGUGGUAGCCGUUAACGUAAUAAAGUUAUAGCCUUUCUAGACCAAGAAGUUGCGUUGAUGGCAGUUUGAUAUAAUUAGCAUCUCAAUACAAGCAAGAGGGAGAAAGGGUCUGUAUUUUCCGUUGUUUUCUUUGAGUGUGAGUGAGAGAAUAAAUUACUACUGUCCGUUUGGCUUUUAUCUGUUUAAUUCUUUUCUCUAUUUUCUUUUAGUAUAAAUCAUCUAUUUCCCGUCGGUUUUUGUUUAGUUAUAUUAUGAACAUGUUUAAGUGAAAAAAUUAUAGUUUGAUUGGUUUUUAA